AUGCCAUCAAAUUGUGAAGAGGUUCAGCUACAUGACACCGUGAGAGCUCCCUACAGUGGUGAAACUGAUCUUAAUGGGGCUCCCAUUUUCUCUUCUGAAUCAACUACUACAUACUCCAAGCCACGAAUGCCAUCACAAUCAAUGCCAAAUGGCAGCGUGCAACCAGAGGCAGCAAGCAAAAGGUUGAACGAUAAGAGAACUAAGUUUUUCAAAACAUGGUACGGUAAACUUGAGGCGAAAUUAUCAAUUCUGCAUGGAAGGGUACAUACACAAAGUGUAGAAGACGAUAACAACUUAAGCAACACUGAGAACCCUUUACCUGUUGAUUCGUUCGUGAAAGCACUGGAAGAUCCACAUGUACAAACUCCUAAAGUAUGCAGUCGUACUCUUCUAUGUGUAACAAAUGUUUCACAUCCUAGAAAUCCUUCAAUGCUGUUUUUACUGAUGUUUCAACCAUUUGAGUCUUAUGUAGACGAACAUAACAUAACCAUUUUUUCCUAA
Vigna umbellata (rice bean) is the source of this 501-nucleotide messenger RNA. The record is from RefSeq and is a predicted model, not a curated record. Lineage: Eukaryota; Viridiplantae; Streptophyta; Magnoliopsida; Fabales; Fabaceae.